AUGUCGGACGAUUACCCUAGUCUGUUCCGUUCGGAGCAGAUGAGCCUGGUGCAACUUUUUGUACCAACCGAAGUUGCCCAUGACACUGUCGCUGAACUCGGUGAACUUGGAAAUGUGCAAUUCAAAGAUCUAAAUCCUAACGUUAAUCCGUUCCAACGCUCAUUUGUUGGCGAAAUUCGACGUAUUGACGAAAUGGCGCGACGCGUUCGCUUCUUCGAGACGCAGAUUGAUAAGGAGAAGGAUGUGGUUCCAAUACGCCCGCUGUACGACUCUUCACCGCUCAUCACUGUUGGCCCGCGUGCUGCGCAGACCAUUGACGAACUGGAUGUUACGCUUGCUGAGCAUGAGCUGCGCCUCACCAAGAUGAAUGAAAGCUAUCAGACGCUGAGUGAGAGGACCAAGGAACUCAUCGAAGCCCGUCAUGUCUUGCGCGAAACUGCGGUUUUCUUCGACAGAGCGCAAAAUCAGCAACCAGAAAUCCGGAGCUCAUUCGAUGAUAGUUCUGCACCUUUGUUGCAACACGAUGAUCGAGAGAACCAACUUUCUACUGCAAGUCUCCAGUUUGACAUCGAAUUCGUCGCUGGUACGCUCGACCGUAUCCGCGUCCCAACCUUCGAACGCGUGCUAUGGCGCGUGCUGCGUGGUAAUCUUUAUAUGAACCACAUUGACAUUGCCGAGCCGUUCAUCGACCCCGCCACGAAUGCCGAAACAUUCAAGAAUGUUUUCAUUAUCUUCGCGCACGGUGACGCCCUCUUGGCAAAGAUCCGCAAGGUUGCAGAGUCCAUGGGCGCAACUCUAUACCCCAUUGACGCGAACGCAGACAAACGCUCUGAUUCGCUGCGCGAAGUUACUUCUAGGCUCGAGGACUUGGAGACGGUCCUGUACAACACUGGCGCAAGCAGGCGGGCUGAGCUUGUCAGGAUUGGUGAAAGCUUAGCUAGCUGGCGAGACGUGGUUAAGAAAGAGAAGCUUAUCUACGAGACUCUCAACUUCUUCAACUACGAUGUCCGGAGGAAGACUCUUAUUGCCGAGGGCUGGGUUCCUACGAGGGAUAUUCCUGUCAUUCAGCUAGCCCUUCGACACGCUACGGAAGAAUCCGGGACAUCUGUUCCUCCUAUCCUCCACGAACUGCGGACUAACAAGACGCCUCCGACAUACAAUCGUACGAACAAAGUCACCGAAGGCUUCCAAAGCAUCAUGGACAGCUACGGCAUUGCCACAUAUCAGGAGGCGAACCCCGGCUUGUUCGCCCUCAUCACUUUCCCAUUCCUGUUCGCCGUCAUGUUCGGUGAUAUCGGUCACGGGGUCAUCAUUUUCCUGGCCGCGCUGUACAUGAUUCUCUCCGAGCGUAAGCUGGGAAAGGUCGACCUCGGCGAGAUCAUUGGCCAAUUCUUCUACGGCCGCUACAUCAUUUUGUUAAUGGGCAUGUUCUCAAUUUACACUGGUCUGAUCUACAACGACGUUUUCUCAAAGUCACUCCAUCUCUUCCACUCCGGAUGGGACUUUUCUGAAGAUGGCACUGGUGUAUCCAACGGGCAUGUCUACCCUUUCGGUCUCGAUCCUGCAUGGCAUGUCGCGGACAAUCAGCUCAUUUUUGUCAAUUCAUACAAGAUGAAGAUGUCGAUUGUGCUCGGUGUUAUCCAUAUGACUUUUGCUUUGUGCCUCCAGGUCCCUAACCACAUUAGGUUCAAACGCCCCCUCGAUAUCUGGGCAAACUUUGUACCCCAGAUGAUCUUCCUGCAAUCUCUUUUCGGUUACCUCACGAUCUGCAUCCUUUACAAGUGGUCUAUCGAUUGGUCUUCACCCAAUGUUCACACUCAGCCUCCUUCACUCCUGAACAUGCUUAUCUUCAUGUUCUUGAGCCCCGGCACGAUCGAUGCUGAAACCCAACUUUAUCGUGGACAAGGAUUUGUCCAAACAGUCUUGCUUCUACUUGCUGCUGUAUGCGUGCCUUGGAUGCUUGUCGUGAAGCCUUACGUCCUCUACAAGGAGAUGAACAAACACGAGGGCCAGGGAUAUAUUGGAUUACACGGAGACGACGGCCCUAGAAGCGCGCCAGAUGAUGUCCUUGAGGGGGAGGAAGAAGGGAAUGGCAGAGCGAUUGCCGAAGAUGCGGACGAAGGAGCGGAACAUCACGACUUUGGCGAAAUUGUGAUCCAUCAAGUCAUACACACGAUUGAAUUCUGUCUCGGUUGCAUCUCCCAUACAGCCUCUUACUUACGUCUCUGGGCCUUGUCGUUGGCUCAUGCUCAGUUAUCUGAAGUGCUGUGGACGAUGACAAUCGAGCGAUUCCUGAACCCUGUGGGAAUUAUAGGUUGGGUUGCGUUCCUCGUUGUCGGGUCCCUUUGGUUCGUCUUGACGAUCUUCAUCCUGUGCAUUAUGGAGGGCUUGUCAGCGUUCCUGCACGCGGUUCGGUUGCACUGGGUGGAAGCAAACAGCAAGCACUACGAGGGAGGCGGAUAUAUUAACGAAAUGCCUGCUGUUACCGCUGCUUCUACUCCCGCUCCAACUGCCCUCAAGGCUGCUAUGCACACCACACCUGUUGAAGGCCAAUUCGAUGUUUCGGCCCUCUUCGUUGCCGACAAGGCUACCCGCGAGGCCGCUGCAAAAGCAUUUACUGCUCUCGCCCAAAAAGAUGGCCCUGGCGCGAUGGAAUCCAUCGCUUUCACUGACGCCGUCGUCAAGGCUCUGGCCGACAAAAAAUCUCCCGCUGCCCGUGAGGGUGCUGCGGAUGCUGUCCGACUUCUCGUUGUUGAUGGUGCCAUCAAGGUUCUAGAGCCCGUCUUCAUCGAUUCUGGCAUCUACGCUGCCCUUCUCGAGGCCUUCGCCGAUAAGAUGCCUGCUGUCAGGACAGCUGCCAUCGAGGCCGUCAAGGAGUACGUCUCGGCCAUGAACCCCUGGGCCGCUGGCCUUAUCCUUCCAGCUCUUCUCCACGAGAUCAAAACCGCCGGCAAAUGGCAGCUUAAGACUGGCUCGCUUACCGUUCUCAACCAAUUGGUCAAGAGCGCCCCGGUCCAGACUGCCCGUCUCAUGCCCGAGAUCGUCCCAGUUCUUGCUGAGGCUAUCUGGGAUACCAAAGCCGACGUGAAGAAAGCUGCUCGUGAUUCCCUCACCAAGGCCACUGCACUGGUCUCGAACAAGGACAUUGAACGCUUUAUUCCUGCCCUUAUCAAAGCUCUGAUUAACCCCGUCGAAGAGGUUCCGGGCACCAUCGCCCUCCUCUCGGCCACCACAUUCGUUUCCGAAGUAGAUUCGGCUACCCUCUCCCUCAUGGUCCCCCUGCUCUCGCGUGGUCUUAAUGAGAAGCUCACCGCUACGAAGCGCAAGGUCGCCGUCAUCAUCGACAAUAUGGCGAAGCUCGUCGACUCAGCUGUUACUGUUCGACCUUUCAUCCCCAAGCUCCUCCCCGGACUGAUCAAGGUUGAAACCACUAUCGGAGACCCCGAGGCCCGUGGCGUUGUUGGUAAAGCAAUCGCCACCCUUCGCCAAGUUGGUGAAGUGCCUCAUGGCGACGGCUCUGAGCUUCCUCCUCACAAGGCUGUUGAGAGUGGCCCUCUUGCCCACUCCUUGAUUGCCAUCUACAAGAAGUUCGGCGCAGCCCCAUCCGUAGCUCAUGCCGCCAUCAUCUACGCCUCUCACUUGGCUGCAGGACUCGUCAACGCAAAGAACUUCGACGUUCCUGAGUGGGACACUCUCGCUCCCUACCUCGCUUUCGCUGCUUCGACUCCGGAACCCGUUACUAUUGCUCGUGAGUGGGUUGUCCGAUCUGCCGCUGAGGACGACGAAGAGGAAGUCGCCGAGGAUGAGGAAGAAGGCGAAGACUUGUGCAAUUGCCAGUUCUCACUUGCUUAUGGUGCCAAGAUCCUUCUUAAUACUGCCACCCUCCGUCUCAAGCGUGGUCACCGCUACGGUCUUUGUGGCAAGAACGGUACCGGAAAGUCUACCCUCAUGAGGGCUAUCACCAACGGUCAAGUCGAAGGUUUCCCAUCCCCCGACGAAGUUCGUACUUUCUACGUCGAGCACGAUAUCGAUGGCAGCGAAGAAGACACUUCUGUCCUACAAUUCAUCGUUACCGAUAAGCGCAUCCAAGCCACAAAGGAAGAGACCAUCGAAGCCCUUGCCGCCGUCGGCUUCAACGAUGAGCGUCAGAGCCAGGCAAUUGGCUCCCUUUCUGGUGGUUGGAAGAUGAAGCUCGCCCUCGCUCGCGCGAUGUUGUUCAAGGCUGACAUCCUCCUCCUCGAUGAGCCCACUAACCAUUUGGAUGUUGUCAAUGUUGCCUGGUUGGAGAACUACCUCACCAGUCUCACCACUUGCACAUCGAUCAUCGUCUCCCACGACUCCGGUUUCCUUAACAACACCAUCACUGAUGUCCUCCACCUGAACCGCUUCAAGCUCAGAAGAUAUCGUGGCAAUCUCGAGAAAUUCGUUCAGGCCGUUCCUGAGGCCAAGUCGUACUAUAGUCUCGAAGCUUUGGAAGACUACAGGUUCAAGCUCCCCGACCCACCUUUGUUGGAUGGUGUCAAGACCAAAGAGAAGUCGCUGUUGAAGAUGCGCAAGGUCGGAUUCCAGUACCCCACGCAAGCCGUUCAGCAACUCUACGAUAUCACUCUCCAAGUCUCGCUUUCCUCCCGUGUCGCUGUCCUCGGGCCCAACGGUUCCGGCAAGUCUACCCUCGUCAAGUUGCUCAUCGGUGAUAUGGAGCCCAACAAGGGUGGCGAGAUCUGGAAGCACCCCAACUUGGUCAUCGGUUACGUUGCUCAGCACGCCUUCCACCACAUCGAUAACCAUCUCGACAAGACUCCCCUCGAGUACAUGCUUUGGCGUUACCAGACUGGUGAGGAUUUGGAAGAGCUCGGCAAGGCAACCCGCCAGAUCAGCGAGGAGGAGGCCAAGAAGAUGAAGGACGGUGCUCUCGUUGUCGUUGAAGGCCAGAAACGCUUGAUCGACGAGAUUAUCACCAGGAAGAAGUUGAAGCAAUCGUACGAAUACGAAGUCUCCUUCAAGGGCCUCAGCUCAUCGGAGAACAUCUGGUUGCCCCGUGACGACCUUAUCAAGCGUGGCUUCGAGAAGAAGGUCAUUGAAGUCGAUACUCGUGAGGCUCAGCGUGCCGGUCUCCUUCGUCCCCUCGUUCGCCGGGAGAUCGAGAAGCACUUCGCCGACUUUGGUCUUGAGCCCGAGUUCGUCACUCACAACACCAUGAGGGGUCUCUCUGGUGGUCAGAAGGUCAAGAUCGUUCUCGGAGCUGCCACAUGGCGUCGCCCUCACAUCAUCUGCCUCGACGAGCCAACUAACUAUCUCGAUCGUGAAUCACUUGCUGCCCUCAUUGAAGCACUCAAGGUCUUCGAGGGUGGUGUCCUCAUCAUCACUCACAACCGAGAGUUCUCCGAAUCCAUCUGCAAGGAAGUUUGGGCCAUGCGUGACGGCCACCUUGAGGCAUCCGGCCACAACUGGGUUGAAGGCCAGGGCUCAGGACCCCGCAUCGACCAGAAGGGUGGCGAAGACGAUGAUCAAUACGACGCUAUGGGCAACAAGAUCGAUGUCAAGAAGCAAAAGAAACUCUCGGCGGCUGAGCAACGUAAAGCCAAGAAGGAGCGUAUGGCACGCAAGAAGAGAGGUGAAGACGUUGACGAUGAUGAAGACUUGUAA
Pleurotus ostreatus (oyster mushroom) is the source of this 5646-nucleotide messenger RNA. It is a transcript of the gene TEF3, whose product is annotated as translational elongation factor EF-1 alpha. Gene Ontology annotation, molecular function: ATP hydrolysis activity; ATP binding; ATPase binding. The record is from RefSeq and is a predicted model, not a curated record. The coding region runs from base 1 to 5646 and encodes 1881 amino acids. Gene Ontology annotation, cellular component: vacuolar proton-transporting V-type ATPase complex; fungal-type vacuole membrane; proton-transporting V-type ATPase, V0 domain. The transcript is spliced from 16 exons. Gene Ontology annotation, biological process: vacuolar acidification; proton transmembrane transport. NCBI's taxonomy places the organism in Eukaryota, Fungi, Basidiomycota, Agaricomycetes, Agaricales, Pleurotaceae.